Molecule: messenger RNA, 132 nt
Organism: Linum tenue
Lineage: Eukaryota; Viridiplantae; Streptophyta; Magnoliopsida; Malpighiales; Linaceae
Source: the annotation of a GenBank genome assembly
AUGGGCCCACCACGCUUCCGCUGCGCCACUCUGAUUGUUAUUGUCAAGCAAGCAACUAUGGGUAAAAUAACCCAUGAACAACAAAGAAAAUAUGGAAGAAUACAAGAGACAAAGAGCAGGUUAGAAAUUUGA